This is a messenger RNA of Cornus florida, 735 nucleotides long. RefSeq lists its product as uncharacterized. NCBI's taxonomy places the organism in Eukaryota, Viridiplantae, Streptophyta, Magnoliopsida, Cornales, Cornaceae. The transcript has a single exon. Bases 1 to 735 code for a protein of 244 amino acids. Gene Ontology annotation, molecular function: nucleic acid binding. The record is from RefSeq and is a predicted model, not a curated record. Gene Ontology annotation, biological process: DNA integration.
AUGGAUCUAAUUGGUAAGUUUAAUCCCCAUUCAUCAAAGGGUCAUCAUUGGAUUAUUCUAGUUACCGAUUACUUUACUAAAUGGGUAGAAGCCGAGGAAUAUGUAUCGGUAACUCAUAAUACCGUUAUACAGUUUUUGGAGCGACAUAUCUUUCACCAAUUUGGAUUACUGGAAACAAUUAUUGCCGAUAAUGGAGCUGUUUUUCGAGCAAAUGAAGUAUUACAACUCGGCAUUGAUAUGCAAGUGAAAAUGGUUACCUCGAUACCUUAUUAUGCUCAAGGGAAUGGCCAAGCAGAAGCGUCAAAUAAAGUUGUGAUUGAAAUUAUUGAAAAGAUGAUAAAAGACAAGCCGAGGCGUUGGCAUGAGGCCCUUUCAGAAGCCUUAUGGGCUUAUAGAAACUCAAAAAGGACAAGUACAGGGACAACUCCAUAUCGGCUAAUGUUUGGUUAUGAUGCAGUGUUGCCGAUGGAGUUAAACGUAAAAUCGGCAAAGGUUGCCUUGCAACAUAAUCUUAUUCCUGCCGAUUAUAACGAAGCUAUGCUUGCCGAGUUAGAAGACUUAGAUGAAGUCCAGAAACUUGCUUUGGAUCACCUUAUAAUGCAUAAAGCAAAAGUCAUGAGGGCUUACAAUAAAAGGGUGAAGUUCAAGUCAUUUGCAGAGGGCGAUAUGGUUUGGCAAACAGUUCUUCCACCUGGAAAGGUGGAUAGGGUCUAUGGCAAGUGGUCACUUACUUAG